ACAUAUAUAUGUGUGUGUAUAUGCAUGUAUAUAUAUAUAUAUAGAUAUGUAUAUUUGUAAUGCUUGUUAUAAAUUCGUACCCACAUCGACACCUGUUGUAUAUAUCUCAUCUCCAUUCUCAUUCUCAACCACUUCAUCUCUUUAAUCCAAUUAACCCGGCCUAUAAAUCUCCAAGCCUUCCUAUAUUCCCUUUCCUCCACCACAAAUCACCAGGAAGAGAAAGAAGGAGAAGAAGAAGAAGCGCUUCAUUGUCAUUGUCGUUUUCCUUCUCGUCGUCGUCUUCUUCUUCUUCCUCUAGUUGUCGUAUGUCGUUCCCGUCGAAGAUGAUGAUGGUGACCGUCGAUCCUUACGUGUUCUGGACCUUCUUCGCGUCGCUCGUGGGGUUCCUACUUCUCGGGUUUCUUCGCCGCCGUAAUGCUGGCGGUUACAAGAGGAAGACGGUGAUGAAGAAGAAAGCCACCGUGGCCGACGCCGAAGACGGGGAAUUCAGGAUGGUUCCCAGCUCCGAUACCGACGUCAUCAUUGUCGGCGCCGGCGUUGCUGGCUCUGCCCUCGCUUGUACUCUUGGCAAGGAUGGAAGAAGAGUUCAUGUGAUCGAAAGGGACUUGACAGAGCCAGACAGAAUUGUUGGUGAACUUCUCCAGCCUGGAGGGUACCUGAAAUUAAUCGAAUUAGGCCUUGAAGAUUGUGUUGAGGAAAUUGAUGCUCAGAGAGUGCUAGGAUAUGCUCUUUUCAUGGACGGUAAAAGCGCCAAGCUUUCGUAUCCUUUGGAAAAGUUUCACGCAGAUGUCGCCGGUAGGAGUUUCCACAACGGACGUUUUAUACAGAGAAUGAGAGAAAAAGCUGCUACCCUUCCUAACGUGCGGUUGGAGCAAGGUACCGUGACAUCCCUGCUUGAAGAAAAUGGGACAGUUAAGGGGGUUCAAUACAAAACAAGGGAUGGUCAAGAACUAAAAGCUUAUGCUCCUCUAACAAUCGUUUGCGACGGUUGCUUCUCAAAUCUGCGGCGCUCUCUUUGCGAACCGAAGGUGGAAGUGCCGUCUUGUUUUGUUGGUUUAGUCCUGGAGAACUGUCAGCUCCCAUUUGACCACCAUGGUCAUGUCAUUCUUGCAGACCCUUCUCCCAUUUUAUUCUAUCCGAUUAGUAGCACCGAGGUUCGCUGUUUGGUUGAUGUGCCCGGCCAAAAGGUACCUUCCAUCGCUAACGGUGAGAUGGCCAAGUACUUGAAGACCGUGGUCGCUCCACAGGUACCACCUGAAAUCCAACAAGCCUUCAUAUCCGCGGUCAAUAAGGGAAACAUCAGAAGCAUGCCAAACAGAAGCAUGCCUGCCAAUCCACAUCCUAUACCUGGAGCCUUGCUCAUGGGUGAUGCUUUCAAUAUGCGCCAUCCCUUGACCGGUGGAGGAAUGACUGUGGCGCUGGCCGAUAUUGUUGUCCUGCAGGACCUUCUCAAGCCAUUGCGCAACCUAAACGAUGCAGCGUCGUUGUGUGAAUAUCUUGAGUCGUUCUACACUUUGCGCAAGCCUGUAGCCUCCACAAUAAAUACUUUGGCGGGCGCCCUAUACAAGGUGUUCUCCGCUUCCCCCGACGAAGCAAGGAAGGAGAUGCGCCAAGCAUGUUUUGACUAUCUAAGCCUAGGUGGUACUUGUUCAUCUGGUCCGGUGGCUUUACUCUCCGGUCUAAACCCUCGCCCACUAAGUUUAGUUCUCCAUUUUUUCGCCGUUGCCAUAUACGGUGUUGGUCGUCUUCUACUUCCGUUUCCUUCCCCUAAACAUGUGUGGAUCGGAGUGCGGUUGAUUGUGGGUGCAUCAGGUAUAAUAUUUCCUAUCUUGAAGGCAGAGGGACCACGGCAGAUGUUUUUCCCGGCAACCAUACCGGCCUAUCAUAGAGCUCCACCUAUCAGGGGAGAUACGACAACAAAGUGACUAUGGCAAGGAUCCCAAUUACGUGUGAAUUUCUUCCAUUGAAUUGUACCUUUGAUUGUGGAAGAAUGUUUCAUUUGUCGUAGAACUGAAUAAAAUGUAAAACUAUUCAUACAGAGACACGAUUUUUCCAAAAA
Molecule: messenger RNA, 2059 nt
Organism: Morus notabilis
Lineage: Eukaryota; Viridiplantae; Streptophyta; Magnoliopsida; Rosales; Moraceae
Product: squalene epoxidase 3
Exons: 8
Coding region: 60-1925 (621 amino acids)
Biological process (GO): sterol biosynthetic process
Cellular component (GO): membrane; endoplasmic reticulum
Molecular function (GO): flavin adenine dinucleotide binding; squalene monooxygenase activity
Source: RefSeq, a predicted model, not a curated record